CGCGUGACACACAGUGAAACCGUCCAAUCGGCGGAUGCAGCACGUGGAACACGGAGAAUAUGUAAAAAGUCUAAUCCGGUGUAAAAGUCAUUUAACGUGAAACACCGGGAGCUACUGGCAAGCUCCACGAGCCACCAUUUCUGUAUUUAAAAAAAAGGUUUACGCUUCGUAAUUACACGUCACCUUUCGUCACUACCGCACCUGCGCAGUCGUCGUAUACAUUUGGCAAAGAACGGUCACAGAAAGGCAGAAAGAGAGAAAAUACACUAACCUAACCGGAGGAAGCGAUUUUAUGUCCGUAAGGAUUAAAGCUAUAAGAGCCGAUAGAAGCCGACUACAGCGGAGGAGUCAGAGCAGUGACGGGGACCGUAAACAACCGUCGAUGUGCCUCUGAUAUCCGGACAUACAAGUCAUCUUUUUUUCCUGAGUAGGAAGAGACGAGUCGCCGACAGACAAACAUCCAGACUGCAAGCAUGAAUCCCGAAUAUGACUAUCUGUUCAAGCUCCUGCUCAUUGGAGACUCUGGUGUAGGAAAGUCUUGUCUUCUACUGCGUUUUGCUGAUGACACCUACACAGAGAGCUACAUCAGCACCAUUGGAGUGGACUUUAAGAUUCGCACCAUCGAGCUGGAUGGCAAGACCAUCAAAUUGCAGAUUUGGGACACUGCAGGCCAGGAGAGGUUUCGUACUAUCACCUCCAGUUACUAUCGUGGAGCCCAUGGCAUCAUAGUUGUUUAUGAUGUGACCGACCAAGAGUCCUAUAACAAUGUCAAGCAGUGGCUUCAGGAAAUUGACCGAUAUGCCAGUGAAAAUGUCAAUAAACUUCUGGUGGGCAACAAGUGUGACUUGACGACUAAGAAAGUAGUGGACUACACAACUGCUAAGGAGUUUGCUGACUCUUUGGUGAUCCCCUUUCUGGAGACCAGUGCCAAGAAUGCCACAAACGUAGAGCAGGCUUUCAUGACCAUGGCAGCCGAGAUCAAGAAACGCAUGGGCCCUGGGGCCACAGCCGGCGGGGACAAGCCCAACUUAAAAAUCGAUAGCACCCCCGUCAGGCAGUCUGGAGGGGGCUGCUGUUAAAGGACCUACAACCAUCUCAGUGAUUUCUCUACUCUGUUCCCUCCCAUCACCCGUAGAACUCACACCCCACCAUAUAGCCCACUCCCACUCCCGACUUUCCCCCUGUGACCUGCUCGGACAGAGGUCUAAACUGCAAAGUCAGAUUGAAUCUGUAUGAGGGUUAAUUCAGACCUGUUUGAUUAGACAGAGAGGAAAGCAACCAGGAAACACACUGAGACCAUUUUAUCUUUUGCCGUGGAGGCAGAAGGAAAUGAGAGAUUAGCAUUAAUUUAAAAUGACAUGGAGAUAAAAGAUUAGGUUCAAAUUCAAGUGAGGUUAUUGCUACGAAACACACACACACAGUAGUGAUGGCACGAGUUACAAAAAUUAAAGCCAUUUGGCCAAAUGCAUUUGUC
Messenger RNA from Pundamilia nyererei, 1474 nucleotides. It is a transcript of the gene rab1ba, whose product is annotated as zRAB1B, member RAS oncogene family a. Gene Ontology annotation, molecular function: GTPase activity; GTP binding. The transcript is spliced from 6 exons. The record is from RefSeq and is a predicted model, not a curated record. Bases 474 to 1079 code for a protein of 201 amino acids. Lineage: Eukaryota; Metazoa; Chordata; Actinopteri; Cichliformes; Cichlidae.